UCCAACAGCUGGGAGGUUAAAGUAUAACAGCCACAUAGUAUGUCUGCGAAUUGAGUUUAAUUCAUUCAGCAAUCAACAGAGGGGAAACUUCUAACAGGCUUCAUUUAAAACACACACCAUAGAACCAAGAAAACAUGGAUAUAUUAGAGACAAAUCCGAGAUACAAGAAAUCGUCCCUGGGAACUGUGAGGAAUACUGUAUCGAAGCUCCUGCCAUUCUUCAUGUCCUGCUGUGUUUACUUCGUCCUGUGGAUUCCUCUCUCCGAACCCAGUCCCUUCAGCGCCUUUAUCAAGUGCUUGCCGAUCAUCAGUCUAGAGUUCUUUAUUGUUGUCCACUCCAUUAGUCAAAAAAACUUCAGUUCUUAUGCUCGGAAGAUCUUUGUGGGCCUUAUCUUUUCUGGGCUCGGUGACAUGUGCUUGAUUUGGCCAGAGUACUUCCUCCAUGGUAUGGUUAUGUUUGGACUGGCCCAUCUGACGUACAUAUUUGCCUUUGGAUUCCGUCCUCUAAGGAAACGCAUCUUUAUCGUCCUUGCUCUUUUCUGUGUCACAUUUUACGUUGUUGCGUUGCCUUACUUAAAUGGACCAUUUGUCUACAUGGUGGGAGGAUACUCUGUGCUAAUUGGAACGAUGGCGUGGAGGGCAUUAGCUAAAGUCAGUCUGGCAUCUUACAACUUCUCCUGGGCCCAUAUUUCUGCUGCGGUGGGCUCUAUUGAUUUUAUGAUCUCAGACUGUGUCUUAGCAAUUGAUAAAUUCUGUUUCCCAAUUUCCAACGCCCGCACGAUUGUAAUGGGGACAUAUUAUAGCGCGCAGCUUCUAAUAGCCCUGUCUGUCACUGGAUAUUCGCAGGAUGACUUUAUGUGGAAGAGUAAAUAAAAAACAGGAUCUUUCUUUCUGAUACACACCAAAAACUAGAAUUACCUAAACAUUGUUGGGUCAUCACCAAAACUAACCUUAUACCUACCGAGAGACAUUAUCAAUGAGCAGAGCCUGGGACUGUUAACCAUUAAAUAGUAAAGUCAGCAGCCAAUCACAAACACUCUAUUGUAGUGACUCACUAAUUAUGGUAACCAAUAAUAACAGUCCUUAGGGACAUAUUCUGAAUUAUCACCUGUAUUAAAGCACAUUUUUUAAUAGUGAUAUAGAAGUGAUUAAAGCACCACCUUAUGCUAGGCUUUAUGACCCUAGGCAUCUGUCUAAUAACCCCAAGAUUGGGCAUACUGAGAGUUUUUGGGUAUGAUGAUGAUGUAUACUUAAUUAUAUGUUGUAGAAGUUAUGCAUUUUAGCCUCACAAUUAUUGCAUGCCUCUAUACAAUUCUGCUCAAUUCAGAAGUUCUGUUUUAUAAAUGCCAGUGGAUCUUAUUGAAGUAGCACAUGGGAAUUCAUCGCAAAUACCGUCUGUUUUAAGAAUUAAAGCAACACUUCAGUCCAAUAUUUUUGGUAAAA
Messenger RNA from Spea bombifrons (plains spadefoot toad), 1442 nucleotides. It is a transcript of the gene TMEM86B, whose product is annotated as transmembrane protein 86B. Gene Ontology annotation, cellular component: membrane. The transcript is spliced from 3 exons. NCBI's taxonomy places the organism in Eukaryota, Metazoa, Chordata, Amphibia, Anura, Pelobatidae. The record is from RefSeq and is a predicted model, not a curated record. Bases 135 to 872 code for a protein of 245 amino acids.